Messenger RNA from Lepisosteus oculatus (spotted gar), 1177 nucleotides. RefSeq names its product vestigial like 4 like (gene vgll4l). Gene Ontology annotation, biological process: negative regulation of DNA-templated transcription. The record is from RefSeq and is a predicted model, not a curated record. Lineage: Eukaryota; Metazoa; Chordata; Actinopteri; Semionotiformes; Lepisosteidae. Gene Ontology annotation, molecular function: transcription coactivator binding.
GGCGCGCGCUGGCCGGACCCCCGACCUCAUCCUCAUCCUCGAUCUUCAGCAGGAUCUCGGUCUUUAUCUGUCUCCGUUUGAAAGUUUCCUUAAUCCAGUCUUUUACAUUUUGUUUUUUGCUCGCCGUUGUCGAGCUUGCGGCUGUGGUCUGGUCCGUGUUGCAAACUUUCCCCAGGAAGGAUUUUAUUAAUUUAAGUUUUUGAAAAUUUUUUUUUUGCUUUUUCUAUAUACGAGUUAAAUAAAAUCGGCGGGAUGGCUGUAACCAAUUUCCACUACAUCACGCGCAUGAACAGUGGAUUCAAAGUUUACAUCUUAGAAGGGCAGCCCAGCCUGAGGACGGAGGACCGGUACCGACACCUGGCCCACAGGGCGGGCGUGCCGCCCGUCUAUCCCAUCAAGCGCAAGCACAGCCCCGAGCGCGGCCCGGCGGUGGAGGACCGAGCCGUGAAAGUGCGCCGCUCGUCCCUGGCCCUCAUCUCGAAGGAGCGGGCGCUGUUCGGCAGUGCCACCCGCAGCUUCCAGCGGCAGCCAAGCCUCAGCCCCGCCACGCCGCCGCAGACGCCCACGGUGACCACCACCACCAGGAGCCCCGCCCGCCGGCUGCCCAGCCCCCUGUACGCCGGGCCUCCCAUGGACGAGCCGCUGGCGCUCAUCAAGAAGCCCGGCUACUGCUCGCCCACGGAGGGCACGGUGCCCAGCAUGGACGCCAAGCCCCACAGCCCCACCACCACCCGGGUACAGAUCCGGCCCUCGGUGAUCACCUGCGUGUCCUCCAGCGCCCGGGCGGCCAGCUCGUCUCCCGAGGUCCGGUCAAGCCCCUGCUCUUCCGCCUCCUCGCCCCCGGCCUGCGACCCCGUGGUGGAGGAGCACUUCCGGCGCAGCCUGGGCCUCCACUACCGCGAGGCGGACUCCAGCGCCCUGCCGGUCAGCGUGUCCGUGGACGACCACUUCGCCAAGGCGCUGGGCGACAAGUGGCUGAAGCUCAGGGCCUCCUCGUCCCCCGGCAGCCCCAGCUACGGCUCCUCGCCCAGCCGGGGGUACAGCCCCCACAGCCCCCACAGCCCCGCCGGGACGUCCUCCCCGUAACCCGCCGCCCGCAGGAGGGGCCCCUGAGCCGGCGACGAGGACGCUGCUCGGACUGCAUCGCGACGGGGAGGCGGGGGCUGCCUGGCACGCU